GUCGUCAUCAAAUCGGUCCGAACACCAACCCAACGGUCGUCAUCAAAUCGGUCCGAACACCAAUCCAACGGUCGUCAUCGAAUAGUUCGUGAGUCCGUCAAGCAGCCCGUGGAGGAGACUUAAAGUCUUGUUGGAACAAAGAGUCACCAUGGUUUACUUCAAGUAUCACAAUACUCCUGGAGAAGAGACUUUGUCACUCAUGGAAGAUGCUAAUUCGGUCGAUGGAGCGCACUUUCGUUCAUUUCCUCCUGUGAUUGGUCCUUUUGCAAACAUCCAUUCUUCUACGGAGUUCUCGGGCCCGAAAAGCUGGUACAAGGAGAGUCGUGAUGUUAAUGCAUUUGGUGGAAAAACACCUAAUCCUGUCCUUGUCGCUUCACAUCACCGUCCCUGCGAUGAUGCGUGUUCUUUCCAGACAUUAUCUACGCGUUUGUCCCGCAAGGAGACCAAAUGGAGUUCUAGUCCGAAAUUUGGAGUCGAGCCAACAUACAUCCCUCUUUACUGGGAAUGGUUAGAAGAUGUCCUGCACCAUUCCAGACGCACACUCGCUAGCACCCAUAUUCUUGAUGCCGUCUAUGCUUCUAUGUACAUCUACAAAUGUAAUUCUCCUGUCAUGCAGGCUUUUUGUGAAUCCUGGUGUCCUACGACAAAUACCUUGCACACUUCAGUUGGAGAAAUGUCAAUCAGUCUUUGGGAUAUAUACGACCUUGGUGGGCUUCCCGUAACUGGCCUUUUUUAUGACGAGGUCGUCCCUUCUGCCGUUGAAUUGGAAGGCUCCGACGAUGAGCACAGUCUAUACCUCCCUUACAGUUGCAAAUAUUUGUUCAUGGCUUUGCAUUAUCUUUCUGAGAAACACAAGGUGACAACAAUAACGUUCGAGACUUGGUGUGAUUUUUGGUUUCGCGGUGCAUCAAAGUAUUUCUUGGCAUCUGGCAACAAAAAGUCUGUCCUUCCAACACUUAUGAAAGACUUCAGCUCCUUUAAUGGUCCUCGAUCGUGGAGUCAUAAGAUGUACGAAGCCUUUCGCAUCCUACGGAUUCCUGAAGCGCAUCAUCGACAAACAUAUUUGGCUGCCUUUCUCUCAUGUUGGCUUUGUGCCUUUGUUUUGCCGGUGUCAGAUUUGGGUUGCAUCCGUCCUGGAUCUUUCAAACCUGCGUCAUUUCUUGCAAGUGGAAAAGAGACUUCUUUGGCGAUCCCUGUUUUGGCGAGCAUCUACCACGGAUUGAGCAAAAUUUCGAAUUCUCCUACCCCCGGCAAACAUCGCGAGUCCUUCCCUGCACAAUAUGUGUAUGCCUGGACCGCUAAGUAUUUUCGAAGUCAUCACGUCGUCACCUACGAUUUUGUUGGUGCUCCCCUGGUUGGAAUUCAAGGCCUUGACUCUGUCAUAAAGUCUCCAGAUGCUAAAUCGCUAGUUUCUUCGGGUAAGGAUUUCAAUUGGCUUGCUAACUCAAUUUGUGGUAAUUCAGAUGAGAAGCGUGAAGAUGACAACCAUCAACCAAAGCAAUUCGCAAACUUCUUCAUUAGCAUGCGGUCCUGUUUUCUGACCUUGAGGUUCGACAACAACUACGUGGUUGAGCCAUACAGUCCUCAUCGAUUCGGUCGGCAAUUCGGAAAUGACGUCAGCAAACGACGUCAGCAAACGACGUCAGAAAAAAAAAAAAAAAAAAAAAAAAAAAAAAAAAAAAAAAAAAAAAUCAAGAAAUUAUUUUUGCUUUUAAGGAACUACGUUGGCUUGAUCUUAUGGAGUGAAUUUAUUCAUUUCAUAAGUACGUAGGCAGCUUGAAGGAAUCACUAACUUUAAGUCCAGCCACACCAAAAAUCUCUCCCAUUUUUGUACUACUCCUGGCCCGCAAGAGUAUAAACUGUGAACGGCUAAAUAAAUAAAUGAAAAUUUCAUGUUGGUUUCCUAUGAGUUGAAUGAAUAUGGAAUCAAUGACAAAAAUCUUUGACAGGAAGAAUGACGAGUCUUAUUCAUUUCAUUUUUGGAAUUCUUAAAACAAAUUGGUCUCUAAAAAAAAAAAAAAAAAAAAAAAAAAGAAUUAAAAGAAAACAAGUGCAACGAUGGUAACAAGAAAGGCGGAACUACGGUUCAAAUUUGAAGGCUUGCAAAGCAUCACGAGCAACACCAAAUUGUUUCUCAGCUUCCGCUAGCUUUGCCUCCACCUCUUUCGCAGCAACAAUAUUCUCCUUCAUGAUGAGGAGUGAGUUUUCUUGCUCUUUCUUCUGUAUGACGUACCCUUGGAACUUCUCUUCUGAUUCUGAAAUAAGAGGCAAAAGUCUAUCCGCUCGUUCUGCUAAAUCAUUGAGCUUCCUUUUAUGUUCGGCUUGUUCUUGCUGAAUCUGAUCUAUCUCCUUAUGAAGAGCUUGCAUUCGCUCCUCUUCUGCUUUCCCUGCAAUUGUAGUUGUCUGCACGCUCGUCUCUAUCUCCAAAGAUCGUUGCUCCAAGUCAUUGAGAGUGGGAUCUCCCUGUUUCCCUAGCCGAACGUGGUGGAGUUGAGAACCGCACCCAAUAUACCCCUUGAUAAAAGAUUCGAUUGCAGAGAUGUCGAUCUUCUUAUCACGAACAUAGGAGAAAACCUGUUCAAACUCCUGCGCUAGUUCAUGAACCUUGGCUAAAGGAGUCUUCAUCAACUUGUCCUUUAUUUCAUUAAUCAUCAAGCUUGCAGCAUAUCGGUCCGCCCUGUUGGUCGCCUUAGUGAUCAUGUCUUGAGCAUUAAAAGAAGGAGACUCGGUCGAAGCAGUAGAAACACUUGUGGUUGGCGCAGUAUCAAUGACAACAUCAUCAAUGAACUGUUGUUCAGGAAGGGAGACAAAUGUAUUCUCGCAAGCAGUAAGCUCUACUGCUAUGUUCGCAUCGCUUUGAAGAUUCUGAAAAGUGAAAAAUAAAGGGUAUUAAAAUAGUAAUUAAAAAGAAAACGAGAAUGUCAAAGUAAAGAAAUGAACCUCUAUCUCUUCCGGCGAUAGCUCAGGGCCAUAAUCUUCAGCGAAAAUAUCAUCCAGAAUUGUAGGUUCACCUGCGUGUUCGUCAUCGGAAGGUUCAUUUUCGUCAUUGGAAGGUUCAUUACUUACAACUCUGCUUGCUAGUCUUCUACUCUCGUCCCUGCAUUUCGAAGAUGUUUCCUUGGGCGGACAGGAUAUCGUGGAACUUUUAGGCAAUCUGACUCUAACUUUGCGAGGUGCAGCCGAAGUCUUGGCAGCUUUGUCUUUUGGUGAAGUGUUAAGAUCAUCGCCCUUUCUCUCCUUUCUCUUCUUAGACCUGACAUUUGUUGGACUAGGAGUUCUUGAAGCAUAAGCCGCAUUUAAAGAAACGACCGAAUUCCACCAUGUUGUGAAGCUUGGAGUGACUCGAGAUUGGGCAUUAAACGUGCGGCAAGGGACCAAAAAAGUAGCCCUAGUAUGCAGACGAAUGCUGGACUGAAAAAGAUAGUACAUAUGCUCUCGGGUGAUGUUUUGUGUCUGGACUACUAAUUCGCCUGGCACAUCUUGGUGAAAUCCGAAUUGCCGACCGAAUCGAUGAGGACUGUAUGGCUCAACCACGUAGUUGUUGUCGAACCUCAAGGUCAGAAAACAGGACCGCAUGCUAAUGAAGAAGUUUGCGAAUUGCUUUGGUUGAUGGUUGUCAUCUUCACGCUUCUCAUCUGAAUUACCACAAAUUGAGUUAGCAAGCCAAUUGAAAUCCUUACCCGAAGAAACUAGCGAUUUAGCAUCUGGAGACUUUAUGACAGAGUCAAGGCCUUGAAUUCCAACCAGGGGAGCACCAACAAAAUCGUAGGUGACGACGUGAUGACUUCGAAAAUACUUAGCGGUCCAGGCAUACACAUAUUGUGCAGGGAAGGACUCGCGAUGUUUGCCGGGGGUAGGAGAAUUCGAAAUUUUGCUCAAUCCGUGGUAGAUGCUCGCCAAAACAGGGAUCGCCAAAGAAGUCUCUUUUCCACUUGCAAGAAAUGACGCAGGUUUGAAAGAUCCAGGACGGAUGCAACCCAAAUCUGACACCGGCAAAACAAAGGCACAAAGCCAACAUGAGAGAAAGGCAGCCAAAUAUGUUUGUCGAUGAUGCGCUUCAGGAAUCCGUAGGAUGCGAAAGGCUUCGUACAUCUUAUGACUCCACGAUCGAGGACCAUUAAAGGAGCUGAAGUCUUUCAUAAGUGUUGGAAGGACAGACUUUUUGUUGCCAGAUGCCAAGAAAUACUUUGAUGCACCGCGAAACCAAAAAUCACACCAAGUCUCGAACGUUAUUGUUGUCACCUUGUGUUUCUCAGAAAGAUAAUGCAAAGCCAUGAACAAAUAUUUGCAACUGUAAGGGAGGUAUAGACUGUGCUCAUCGUCGGAGCCUUCCAAUUCAACGGCAGAAGGGACGACCUCGUCAUAAAAAAGGCCAGUUACGGGAAGCCCACCAAGGUCGUAUAUAUCCCAAAGACUGAUUGACAUUUCUCCAACUGAAGUGUGCAAGGUAUUUGUCGUAGGACACCAGGAUUCACAAAAAGCCUGCAUGACAGGAGAAUUACAUUUGUAGAUGUACAUAGAAGCAUAGACGGCAUCAAGAAUAUGGGUGCUAGCGAGUGUGCGUCUGGAAUGGUGCAGGACAUCUUCUAACCAUUCCCAGUAAAGAGGGAUGUAUGUUGGCUCGACUCCAAAUUUCGGACUAGAACUCCAUUUGGUCUCCUUGCGGGACAAACGCGUAGAUAAUGUCUGGAAAGAACACGCAUCAUCGCAGGGACGGUGAUGUGAAGCGACAAGGACAGGAUUAGGUGUUUUUCCACCAAAUGCAUUAACAUCACGACUCUCCUUGUACCAGCUUUUCGGGCCCGAGAACUCCGUAGAAGAAUGGAUGUUUGCAAAAGGACCAAUCACAGGAGGAAAUGAACGAAAGUGCGCUCCAUCGACCGAAUUAGCAUCUUCCAUGAGUGACAAAGUCUCUUCUCCAGGAGUAUUGUGAUACUUGAAGUAAACCAUGGUGACUCUUUGUUCCUACAAAGUCAACGCAAAAAAAAAAAGUGCAAGUCAAUGCAUGUUUAACGAUGCAGUUAAUUAACAAAGUAAUAUUUAACGGAGGAAGCAAUUGUAUUAUGUUCGACCGCACAAAAAAGGGGGAGCAAGUUCAAGUUUGGGGUUGCUGUUAUCGAUCAUCAUUCAUCAAAAAGACAAAAAAAAAAGAGAAAGGCAGUACAGAUUAUUAUCAAUGAUAUGUCAACUUUACGAAUUUUUGCUACUGUAAAGCUACUGUUAUUAUAUGGACAUACAGAGGAGCAUAUUCCAUAACAUUGGGACAUUGUUACCGAUCUCCAAACAAAGGGGUAUAUUAUGCAAAGUUACGUGAAUUGGCAGGAAGAAAAUAAAUCUGUAGGGCCCAUCAACAUCAUUCAUCAUUAAUCAUCAUCAUUAUUUUUAUAUGAUUUAUACUGUUAUUAUUUAUUUAUUUAUUUUUUUAAAAAAAAAAAAAAGAAAGAAAAAAAAAGAAAAGAAGAUGAGCAGUCACGUGAGCCUAAGAGGGAAAAAGACAAAAAAAAAACUUAUGCUCAUCUAGUCAUCUAUCAUCAAAAAAGUUGAAAAAAAAAAAAAAGAAAAAAAAAAAAAAAGAAGAAGAAAAAAGAGAGGGUGCAUUCACGUGGGUAAACAAGAAAAGGGGAGAAAAAGACAAAAGAACUUUUGGAGGGAUUGUCAUUGUCUUCAUCCAUCACACAUCAUUAAGAUCAUUAUCAUUAUUUUUACAGCAAAAACAAACAAACAGGGGGACGAGACCAAAGAAACGAAAAAAAAAAAAAAAACAAAAAAAGAAACAAAUUUGAAGUUUUGGUCUAUACUUUGUUUCAUACUCCAUAUAUUUAUCAUCAUUCACAGCAAUACAAAUUCAAUGAUACAAAAAAAGAGCAGGCACGCAUAUUCAACCAUGAAAAUCAAACAGUUCAAGCUUCAGAGGUUCAAGAUUGCUGAAAGACAGAUAAACAGAGUUCAAAGGUUCAAAAUAUACAUACCAACAAGACUUUAAGUCUCCUCCACGGGCUGCUUGACGGACUCACGAACUAUUCGAUGACGACCGUUGGAUUGGUGUUCGGACCGAUUUGAUGACGACCGUUGGGUUGGUGUUCGGACCGAUUUGAUGACGACCGUUGGUUUGGUGAUGAUGUCCACUGGUUCGUUCCUCUUCCACGGGCUGCUUGACGGACUCACGAACUAUUCGAUGACGACCGUUGGAUUGGUGUUCGGACCGAUUUGAUGACGACCGUUGGGUUGGUGUUCGGACCGAUUUGAUGACGACCGUUGGUUUGGUGAUGAUGUCCACUGGUUCGUUCCUCUUUCACGGGCUAUUCGAUGAUGACGAUUCGGUGUUGAUCUCCUCUGAGUUGUUCUUCCUUCGGGUCGGGGCUGUGGCAGCGUCAAGGCUUCUGGUCAAAUUUCGGAGUCUCCGAUCAAAGGUCGUCGAGUUGUUGUUGAUGGUGAGGUGAAUUGAUGGCAUAAGAGGUGUAUUUAUAGUCUUGUAGCUCAUAAUCCUACUACUAGUCAAAUUGGAGGAAGAUAAAUUUCGAUAAAAUUCUAUCCAAUUCUUUUAAUCAGUUA
Spinacia oleracea (spinach) is the source of this 6552-nucleotide messenger RNA. RefSeq lists its product as uncharacterized. Bases 149 to 1771 code for a protein of 540 amino acids. The transcript has 2 exons. The record is from RefSeq and is a predicted model, not a curated record. Lineage: Eukaryota; Viridiplantae; Streptophyta; Magnoliopsida; Caryophyllales; Amaranthaceae.